Eriocheir sinensis (Chinese mitten crab) is the source of this 642-nucleotide messenger RNA. RefSeq lists its product as uncharacterized. NCBI's taxonomy places the organism in Eukaryota, Metazoa, Arthropoda, Malacostraca, Decapoda, Varunidae. The transcript has 5 exons. The record is from RefSeq and is a predicted model, not a curated record. Bases 1 to 642 code for a protein of 213 amino acids.
AUGUCUAAAAAAUGUGCUGUUAAAGGGCCCACCAGUUUAAAGUAUACACUACUCAAUAUAGCAGUGCCAAAAAAUCAACGACGACUUAAGGCUGGAGCUGUACCAACGAUAUUACUGCCACACCAACAAGAUGAUGAAGCCCAGAAUGGUGCCACAGACAGCUGUGUGACCUCAUCACCUCACACAGGUCAACAUUUUGAGACCAAAGAUGAUGCAGCCCAGAAUGGUGCCACAGACAGCUGUGUGACCUCAUCACCUCACACGGGUCAACAUUUUGAGACCAAAGAUGGUGCAGCCCCGAAUGAUGCCACAACCAGCUUUGAGAAUGACAGUGUAGGGGAGAAUGAGCUCCACCUUCAGGUUCAGCAGCUGUUACAAGAUAGAACAUCAUUACAAAGAAUAGUUGCAGAAAGAGAAGCGAAGAUAGUUGUUCUUCACAAGGCAAAAAUGAAGAAGGAAAAGGAGUUGAAUGCUAUGGAAAAGGAAAUAGGAAAACUACAAGACAGCUUACGGUGUUCUCAGGACAAAAUAUGCAUAGCCAAGAAGAAUCUUAGCCAAAUGUUCUCACGCUCACAAAUUGAUCAUAUAUUUGCUGAGAAAAAUAUUACUAAUUGGAGUGAGGACGAUAUCAAUGAGCACUAA